GUCAGAACUCCCUACCUGUACCUAGGGAAGCAGGAGGAGAAAAGGCGACGAAGCGACGAGGAAGUCAUGACCACCUCCCAUAGGCGGUCACAGGAGCCUAUCGCUGUCCACGAAGAUCCUUAUGAUGAUGAUGAUGAUGACUCUGGACAAGACCACGGGCACCUCCACCACCAAGACCAAGACCAAGACCAAGACCACCACCAGGAAGCGGAAACCUACGACAACGAGGCCACCGAGGACGCCACAGACAACAUGGAGGAGAGCAGAGGUCCAUUAGAAGAGAGCGGCGCUACUAUCAGUGACGACGACGAGGAGGAACAACAGCCCGUGGAAGAUGUGGUUCAAGAUGACAUUGAGAGAUUCGAGGCCAGCUUUAAGAACAUCACCAAGCGCUACCGUCUCAUCAACCGCAUUGGCGAAGGCACCUUCUCCACAGUAUACAAGGCCGAGGACUUACUAUACGAUGAAUAUCGGAACGACUGGGACCACGACGCCGACAAGGAGAAUCGGCAGGGACAUACAGUGGCGAAAUCAACCUCUGUUCCUCGACAAAAGCCGCGAUAUGUUGCUAUCAAGAAGAUCUACGUGACCUCAUCCCCACAGCGCAUCCUGAACGAGCUGGAACUGUUGCACGACCUGAGAGACUCGGAAAAUGUCUGCCCUCUGAUCACUGCCUUUCGAGACACAGAUCAGGUCAUUGCUGUCCUCCCGUACUUUCAACACAAGGAUUUUCGGGACUACUAUCGGGACAUGAGCUUUGCUGACAUGCGAAUCUACUUCCACAGCCUCUUCACCGCCCUCAAGUCAGUGCAUGAGUGCGCCAUCAUUCAUCGGGAUAUCAAGCCGACGAACUUUCUGUACUCACCAACACUGCAGCGCGGUGUGCUUGUGGACUUUGGGCUAGCAGAACGGGAGGGAACGGACCAUCUCCCAUGCGCGUGCGAGUGGGACGCUGUCAAGCACCAGCACAAAGUCGAGCAUUCCGUGUAUGCUACCUCACGCGCACAAGCACGAGCUGCCGGGCAACCGGCAGCGAAGCUUUCAUACCCCAAAGACGACAACCGUCACUCGAGACGAGCAAACCGAGCAGGAACGCGUGGUUUUCGUGCUCCGGAGGUCCUCCUCAAAUGCACUGCGCAGACUUGCGUGAUCGAUGUGUGGAGUGCGGGCAUUGUGCUCCUCACUUUUCUGACCAAGCGCUUUCCCUUCUUCCACUCAGCAGACGACAUAGACGCAUUCAUCGAGCUGUGCUCCAUCUUCGGCCGAAAGAAGAUGAAGGAGAACGCGCUAUUGCACGGCCAAAUCCUGCAUACCAACAUCCCCACAAUCAGUGAGAAUGGCCAUAGCUGGGAGAAAAUCAUUAUGUGGUGCACCGGACGACGCAAAAAGGAGACUGCUGCACAGCUGACAGAUGAUGAGCAUGAUGCCAUUGAUUUCAUGGUGGGUUGUCUGGAGCUGGAUCCUGCUAAGCGUAUGACAGCUGCAGAGGCACUUGAGCAUCCUUGGCUGAGGCUGGAGUCAGAUGACAUGGAUACCAAUGGCAGUGAUGACUUAGCCGUAGAGGCCUAGACCUAUAUGCACGUGAGAGCGUGAUAGAAGUUUCUGGCAAAGGCUUGACAGCGCAUAACAGAGGGAGUUUUGGCGGCGAGAGCAUUGUUAGGCGAACGGAAGAUACCCCAUCAUGUGUAUGCGUACAUAAUGUAAGAUCAUGAGGAGGAUGUGCUAGAAACGAUACGAUAUCAAUAACUUCCUGGAGGCUCAACCACACUGGCCUCGAUGGACGCGUUUUGUGCAGACUACAUGUAGUCACGCUGAAGAACACGUCGAUUCACGACACCAUAGUUGCGGCGCACAAACAGGUCAAGGUGGGAGUCGUGCCUACAAUAACAUCAGUCGCAAAUGAUACCGCGUUUACUUACCAAAAAAGAACGCAUGUCAUCUGAUUUUCUCUCCUGGCUACUGCAACUGGUAUCAUCGCAAUCCGCGAACCUAUACAAUGAGCACUGUAGGUCUGUAGGUCAGACUAUGCAUCCCAGCGCGCGAAUCGAAGCGCGCUUGUCCCCCACACCUUAGUUCUAUGGGGGAACAUGUACACACCACCCAGACAUCCCCCCAAAAACGCCUCGCUAAUUUCGCAGUGUCCCGAUUCAUACAGAUCGUCGACGUCUCAUCCGAGCAGCUUCAGACCAGUUGCAGUCUUUGCUGGCUUCUUCUCAAUCCCACCCCCAGUAUGGGCCUUGAGUGGGUCGUACUCAUUCUUCUUUUUCUUCUCGUCCUUCUUCUUGUCAUUGUUGCGGUUAUUUUUGCCCUUGUGCUUGUCCUUUCUAACUGCAGGCCGCACGUCUGUCUUGCUGCGCUGAAUGGUGACGGGGUGACUGCCAAUGUACUUGCCCACCAUCUCUCGAGCCGCCUUGAAGCCCAACUCACCUUCUUGAAACUCCACGAAGCCAAACCCUUUCGACUUGGUUGUUCUCUUGUCGCGCACCACUCGGGCUUUGGAGACUCCGUAGUUGGCAAAUGCUUUCGCGAGUGAGUCAUCGGUGACUUCACCAGCCAGAUUGCCAACCAUGAUGCGGAACUUUGUUGGAUCCCACUCCAGCAGGGACCUAUCCUCCCAUUGCUCGCCGCCGCCUUUCCGUAUGACAGUGAACUUUCCGUCAUCUUUUUCUUCCGCCUCUGCCACGGUUGGUGCAGCGCCUGACCCUCGCUGACCCAGGGGCGCCAGGUUAGCAUUGCCGACAGGCUCGUCUUUGCCCAUCUUCUUUCCUCGAAAUUGCUGUUCAGCUGGCGCAUACUGGGCGUGCCACUGUGCUAUUUGCGCAUCGUGAUCCGGGUCGAAGUUGGAGUUGUGCGCAGCGUAUGUGGAUGCAGCUGGGGGUGGAGGCAUGAAAGGAUUUCGGAUCUGAGGUGGCGUCUCGAAUUGCUGUGCUUGCUGAGUGUACUGGCCGCCAUAUCCAGGUGGAGCGGCAUACUGACCAGCAUAGCCUGGUGGAGCGGCGUACUGUGCAUUCUGCGCAUUGUAGCCCUGGUUGGCGUAUGGAUUGUACGCCAUGGCGUGAGCUCCCUGAUGUACGUUCGCGGAGAUUUGGCCGUAUGGAAGGUUGUAGCUGGUGUCGACUUGGAUCGGAGGGACGCUUGGUUCGACGGGCGUUUGCGGGAAUGUGCGCAGCUGAUUGUGC
Sphaerulina musiva SO2202 is the source of this 3179-nucleotide messenger RNA. Its product is annotated as kinase-like protein. Lineage: Eukaryota; Fungi; Ascomycota; Dothideomycetes; Mycosphaerellales; Mycosphaerellaceae. Gene Ontology annotation, molecular function: ATP binding; protein serine/threonine kinase activity. The transcript has 3 exons. Gene Ontology annotation, biological process: mitotic DNA damage checkpoint signaling; protein phosphorylation. The coding region runs from base 67 to 1569 and encodes 500 amino acids. The record is from RefSeq and is a predicted model, not a curated record. Gene Ontology annotation, cellular component: nucleus.